Onychostruthus taczanowskii (white-rumped snowfinch) is the source of this 975-nucleotide messenger RNA. Its product is annotated as filaggrin-like. The transcript has a single exon. The record is from RefSeq and is a predicted model, not a curated record. The coding region runs from base 1 to 975 and encodes 324 amino acids. NCBI's taxonomy places the organism in Eukaryota, Metazoa, Chordata, Aves, Passeriformes, Passeridae.
AUGAACCCAUCAGCGCCUGAGGGACAGCGGGACAGGGGGGAAGGAGGCUCGGGGUGUCACCAGAAUGAUCUGAGGGGUGGAUUCAUGUCCCUAAGGCUGAACCUGGCAAGGAACACGCUGAGAUCAGCACCUGUGGGCAAUGGGCAGCGAGCAGCAGGCAGCAGGCAGGAUGGACAGCAGGCAGGAUGGACAACAGGCUGGGAUGGACAGCAGGCAGGAUGGACAACAGGCUGGGAUGGACAGCAGGCAGGAUGGACAGCAGGCAGGCAGGAUGGACAGGGGCAGGCAGAGGUGGACAGAAGACAGCCUGCAGUCAGGGAUGGACAGCAGGCAGGGAUGGUCAGAUGGACAGCGGACAGGGACGGACACUGGACAGACAGGGACGGACGGCAGGCAGGGAUGGACAGUGGACAGGCAGGGACGGAUGGCACGCAGGGACAGACAGCAGACAGGGACAGACAGCGGUCAGGGACGCACGGACAGCAGACAGGGACGGACGGACAGCAGACAGGGACUGACAGCAGACAGGGACGGACAGCGGAUAGGGACGGACAGGACAGGAACAGGCAGCGGAAAGGCAUGGACAGCGGGCAGACACGGACGGACAGCGGGCAGGGACGGACAGGGACGGACAGACAGCGGGCAGGGACGGACAGACAGCGGGCAGGGACGGACGGAGAGCGGGCAGGGACGGACAGGGACGGACAGACAGCGGGCAGGGACGGACGGACAGCGGGCAGGGACGGACAGGCACGGACGGACAGCGGGCAGGGACGGACGGACAGCGGGCAGGGACGGACAGGCACGGACGGACAGCGGGCAGGGACGGACAGGGGCCGCAGCCCCGCAGCGGGCCGGCAGCAGCAGCGCGACGCGCGCCCUCUGGCGGCCGCAGCCCGCAGUGCCAGCGCCGCUGCCCCCGGAGCGCGGCAGAGCGAGAGCGGAGCCCGACAGCCGCACUCAGCGCUGCUCUGA